AUGACGGGAAUCUCGCAGGCCGCAGGAGAGAAUGAAUCUCUGAUACCAGGAACGCCUCAGAAUGAUGAGGACGGGGAGAGCUAUACUUCUCUGAAAAGAUCCCUAUCGCGUAUUACCAACUAUUACGAAGAGCCCCAUUCCCAGCGUCCGCCCGUGCCCGCCCUCACCGACACCGAGACUGCCAAAGGUGCAAUGGAACUGCAUAUCAACCUUCCGCAGCUUCCGAUGGCGACCGAAAUUGCGCUAGCUGCUUUGCAGUAUCUGCCUACCCCUGUUAUCGUCCUCACCUCCUUGAAGACAAUAAUUCUGGCCAAUGAAGCAAUGGGCAGACUGCUCGGGCUUGACAAUCAAGACAACCGAGGCACGGAGGAACCGCCAAACAACGAUAAUACAGUAACCGAGAUGCUCAAAGGUCAGACACUGUCACAAAUCGGCGUAGACAUGAUACAGGAUGGUGUUCCGGUAUGGGUGAGCUGGGAGAAGUUUCUCGAUAACCUGUCCAACGGACUCGACAAUGGCGCGUUCGAAGGGGAGCAGUCUAGUCUUGCCGCCAUUGUCAGCGGAGAGACUACACCCGUCGCAAUCUCUGCAGGCCAGCGGCAGAACAGUCACUCUACCACCAUACCGGACGGCGCUCCGACACGAGAUAAAACGUUGGUGCACGAUACAGUGGUCGACGUUGUGGUUUCCUCUCAGCAUGACAAGGUGUUAGGCCCCAGUGGCCACAAUAGACAUCACAAGCCGCGGUCCCCUACUUGUCAGACUCCGGCUAAAAUGAUCAUCUCGAUCUGGCAUAUAGAAAGGGAAAAGUUUUUCAGCUUAUCCUUCACAAGUACAUCGAUUGCACAAAAGAAGUCUCACGUGCAGUCACACAUCGUAUCAAGGCCAAGUUUGCCCAAGACCAACUCUCAUUUGAACUCAGGUUCAGCGCGUUCUAGUACUCCCGCCUCAUCGAGAUCUAGUUCAACACAUUCCUCUGUCGUUACCUCACCAUCUGAUUCAAACCCUAACGCAACUCCAUUCCCUCCCCUGGGCGCGCCGGCCAAGUGCUCGAAAUCCGGCGCGUUUACGGAGUUCCAAAAAAUCACUAGGAUGAAAGAUGCAAUGCUGUCAGCGAUGGAGAUACCAGUGUUGGCGAUGUGGAAAGACGAAAGUGUUGUAUUUCCUAAUCCAGCAGCUCGAAGAAUGCUGGCUGUCGUUGCAGAUCCCACCACCGAAGCCAGCUAUGACUUCAUCUCGAGAUUCAAGGCAUAUGCACCAGACUUCAGUAGAGAGCUGCGACAAGAUGAGUUGCCCUUGACAUUGCUCUGCAGGAAUCAAAAAGGCUUCAGCAAUUGGAAAAUCGGCAUGAUUGAACCUCGAACGGGUAAGCGCAGAAACUACGAUGUCAGUGGUAAGCCUGUUUUCGACCAGAACACCGGUGAUUUCUUCGCCGGAUUGGUCGCUUUUAAAGACGUUACCGAAUAUACCGAGAAGCUGGCAUCACAGAACGAACAAAACGAACAACAGUUCCAGCUGAUCUGCGACUCAAUGCCUCAGAUGUUGUGGACAACACGCCCAGAUGGAUACCACGAUUAUUUCUCCGCGCGUUGGUUCGACUAUACUGGACUGCCAAGAAAUGCAUGUUUUGGAACUGGCUGGAAAUUGCCAUUUCAUCCAGAUGACAUGACUGAGACUGUCAGAAGAUGGCAUCACUCGCUAGCGACUGGAGACGAGUACCACACCGAGUAUAGAUGCCGACGUCAUGACGGAGAAUGGCGGUGGAUGCUUGGGAGAGCACUGCCUCUGCGCGCUAGCAAAAGUGGAAAGAUUUUGAAAUGGUUUGGUAGCUGUACUGACAUACAAGAGAUUGUUGAUGCCAGAGAAGCCUCCCGUAAGAUGAAGGAGCAACUGGUCAAUGUGCUGAAGCACUCCGAGAUGACCAUGUGGUGUCUGAACCAGGAUCGGGAAAUCACCUUCUUUGAGGGAAAAAUGUUAGGCAACGACAAAAUUCCUCCUCUUCCAAACUUCCAUGCGAAUGCCAUGGGCAGGAACGUCUACGACGUCUUUAAAGGGAUGGAAUUCCUGCCAAAAUAUAAAGAAUCCAUUGAAAGGAUAUUGAAUGGACAAUCUUCUUUCGAGGCAUCGGAGUUUGAAAGCAGUGGAAGGUGGUAUAAAUCGCGGCUGGUGCCCCAGAAGGGGAAGAAGAGCGCUGCCGGCAAAAUGGACGAAGCUUGUGUUGAUGGCUUGGUAGGCAUCAGCAUGGACUGUACAGAGCUGAAGAAGAAAGAGCAAGAGAAUGUGCGGCUGCUAGCCAACGAGGCGGCCGCCAAAGAAGCAAGCAGACUGAAAAGCAACUUUUUGGCUAACAUGUCUCAUGAGAUUCGCACUCCGAUUGCUGGCAUCAUAGGCAUGUCUGAGCUGAUGCUCGAUACCGCACUCGACGAGGAGCAAGGCGAUUUUGCCGUGAACAUCCAGCGCUCCGCCAACAGCCUUUUGACCGUAAUCAAUGAUAUUCUCGACUUCUCCAAAGUGGAAUCGGGCAGACUGGACAUUGAAGAAGUACAGUUCAGCCUCUCUGUGGUGAUAGACGAUGUCUGCAAGAUGCUUUCAUUCGCCGCAGAACGGAAGGGCCUUCGUUUCAUUAGCGAUAUCCGCCUGGGUGAAGCUGAGGACUUCGUACUGCUGGGCGACCCUGGACGCGUGCGUCAAAUUCUCACGAAUCUGCUGACCAACAGUAUCAAGUUCACAUCUGAAGGAUGGGUCAAGAUGAGUGUCCGACUGCUGAAAGAGACAUUUGAAAGUGUCACAGUUGAGUUCACUGUGGAGGAUACUGGCAUUGGCAUCGAAGAAGAAGUCAAGAAACGACUUUUCAGCCCCUUCAGUCAAGCAGAUUCCAGUACAGCUCGGAGAUUUGGCGGGACCGGUUUGGGUUUGACCAUCUCCAAAAACCUGGUUGAACUUAUGCACGGCACGAUCUCUCUACAGUCGAAACUCGACCAUGGAACUAUUGCCACCUUCUCAGUGCCAUUCAACAAGCCUCAAUUUCAAGGUACUGCCACCCCUUUGGUAGACAUCGGACCGCUGCCAGAUCGUUUCCAGUCUGAGCACUCUUUAUCCUGCAACAAUUCUUCACGAGGAUCGAUCGCAAUGCCUGGGCGUGGUACACCACCUCCACAGUCGCCCGCUAUCGGAGAAAUUCCCAACGGGGAUGCUGGCAUCCACAACAAAGCUCCUGAUAAUGUCAGUCCACCUCAAGCGGCACUGACAGAAGCACAGAAGAGGGACUUCCAUAUCCUAGUUGUCGAGGACAAUGCAAUCAACCAACAGAUCGCGCUGAAAACAAUUAAGAAUCUGGGAUUCUCUGUCUCCGCCGUAUGGAAUGGCAAAGAGGCCCUCGAUUAUCUGCUCAAAGCGGCCGAGACUGCUCAAUCGCCCAACCCGGCGAAUUCCCUGACUCCAGGCACCACUCCCGCCAAUAGCACGCCUCUGCCCAACGUUAUCCUCAUGGAUGUGCAAAUGCCUAUCCUCGAUGGGUACCGGGCCACGCAUACCCUUCGUUACCACGCCCCUUUCAAGAACAUCCAGGCUAUCCAGAGGAUACCUAUCGUGGCAAUGACUGCCUCGGCAAUUCAAGGCGACCGCGAGAAAUGUAAGCGCGCCGGUAUGGAUGACUAUAUUUCCAAGCCGACACCACGAAACAAACUAGAAAAGAUAAUCCUGAAAUGGGCUGAGGGUGCAGCAAGUAUGAUCCAAAAAACCCAGAACAAUAACAGCCUGGACGUCGCUUCCUGCGGCAUCGGUCAUUCAUCCGACUGUCCAGGAAGCGAUUACCCUAGCCUCGCCGAACAAGAAAAAUCCUCAUACAGGCCAGCUCUAUCUAUGUCACCCACACAUUCCCACGGAAGAUGUGCCCAACAUCACCAACGCCCACACCUCAACCCCACCAUGUCGGAAGAAAAAAUCAGAUCCCGCCGCACGGCUGGCGAUCCACCCAGCUCCCUCAGCGAAGCGGAUCGUGGUCUCCGUCGCGCAGAUGCAGAGGAACAAGCCGCUAAUCUGCGGGACGACAAGUUGCUGGCUGCUACGGAAAUGGGCCCAUAUUCGCCGCUUGAUGGAGGGGCAGGAACAGGCGUUAUAUCCGGAGGGCUGGGAAGCUGUAGCCCGCUCCUUGUUGGGUCCGCUUCGGCGGGUUUACCGUUCUCGUCUGGUUCGCCUCUUGGUGGUGCUGGUGGUGGGGGCGGAGAGAACUAUUCGGAUCAAAGAACAGUCACGAACGCGGGAAAAGGCAUGGCGUUGACGGAGGAGAAUGUCGAGAGGUUGAAUGCUGAUAAGACGGAUGCUGAUAAUUACGAGGAAGGUGGUUUGUUGAGAGGAGAGGAACCCAGGCUUACGACUCAUAAUGCGGCCACGAGUACGAAGGCUAUCGGUGGUGAUGAUGGUGAUGAUGAUGAGGAGGAGGAGGAGGAGGAGCUGGAGAUGGAUAUGGAUCUGGCGAGAAAUUCGGAGCGGAGGCGGAAUCCGCUGUUCAGCCCGCCGAUUAUUGAAGACGAGGUUGAGAUGAAUGGGGGUCUGACUGAUAGGGCCGCCUCCGGGCCACGGCAGCAGCAGCAGGGUCGUUUCACGGUUAAAACGAGGGAGGGCAGGCUCUCAGCGCAGGACAGGAGGGCCAGUGAUUGGAGCCAAAGUACCGCAAAGCCUGGGCGGCGCGAUGGCAGCGAAUGA
Molecule: messenger RNA, 4704 nt
Organism: Endocarpon pusillum Z07020
Lineage: Eukaryota; Fungi; Ascomycota; Eurotiomycetes; Verrucariales; Verrucariaceae
Exons: 3
Coding region: 1-4704 (1567 amino acids)
Biological process (GO): phosphorylation; phosphorelay signal transduction system
Molecular function (GO): protein binding; phosphorelay sensor kinase activity
Source: RefSeq, a predicted model, not a curated record